Messenger RNA from Aspergillus puulaauensis, 351 nucleotides. RefSeq lists its product as uncharacterized. NCBI's taxonomy places the organism in Eukaryota, Fungi, Ascomycota, Eurotiomycetes, Eurotiales, Aspergillaceae. The coding region runs from base 1 to 351 and encodes 116 amino acids. The transcript has a single exon. The record is from RefSeq and is a predicted model, not a curated record.
AUGAUUCGGGACAUCCUAUCGAUGGAGAAGGAAUCGCUUACAGACAGGAUAAUGAUCGGAGGUCGUGAUAAUCAAUCUACACCAGAGCAGCUGAAGAAUUGCUUAUCUUGCAUUACACAUGUGUGGCCUCAGACUAGUGGUUGGAUAGGGAUUGCCACGCCGCAUCGUAUUCCUGAUCCAAUAACCUUUGUGGUUGGUGAUGUCCCAAUGCAGCGGAGCUUCGCUAUCGGUGCCUGCAACUCAACGCUAAUCAUCCUUGAAUACUCUGCAAUUUUAGUGUCUUAUUCGAAACGAAUGGCUUGUUUCCUCCAGUCCUUGUGCCUGGCGACUACUCAAGUGCCGUGCCACUAA